This is a messenger RNA of Ziziphus jujuba (common jujube), 966 nucleotides long. Its product is annotated as vascular-related unknown protein 1. Gene Ontology annotation, biological process: xylem development. Bases 104 to 715 code for a protein of 203 amino acids. The record is from RefSeq and is a predicted model, not a curated record. The transcript has 3 exons. NCBI's taxonomy places the organism in Eukaryota, Viridiplantae, Streptophyta, Magnoliopsida, Rosales, Rhamnaceae.
UUUCUCUUAUAAAUUUAUCACUCUUCCACAAAGCCACCCUCUUAUCAGCUUUUCUUUCUCCCCUUCUUUCUCUCUAUUACUCAGUAAUUUGGAAUCCAUUUCCAUGGACUCUUUCUACAGCUCCCCCGUUACCGAACCUACGGCUUCUAAAGCUGCCGGCGAGUGCAGCGAGGAGAGUGGCUGGACCUCUUACUUCCAAGAUUUCUCCAACCAAGUUGAUGAUGAUGAUGAUUAUCUUGAUAAUCAUCAUCAUCAUCAAGAAGAAAACAGUUUGGCUGCCACAUCUUCUAUGGUUUCUGAUGCGGCUUCUCAUGCUGCAUGGAGAUCGGUCUCUCAUCGCAGCCAUGUCGCCGAGGGCUCUUCCCUCGGGGAAUAUCCCAAGACUGCCUUUAAACUGAGUUUCAACAGAACAAGAACCAAACAUAUCUCUGGUUGUCAUGAUGAUGCUUUGGAAGACACUGCUAGUUCACCUCUUAAUAGUCCCAAGAUUGGUGAUCUGAGACCCGUUGGUCAUCAUAUGAAUCCCAGAAAAACAAACGAUCAUCAUAUGGAUAUUUCUCUGGGAAAACGAGGUACAUCAGAGUACUAUUCAGAAGUGAUGAGUGAAGAAGAAAGAAAGAUGAUGGGCAGAAAUGGGAAAAAUGAGUGCAUAGACUUAAAGAAAAGAGGGUUGUGUUUGGUUCCUUUGUCAAUGUUAGUGAAAUAUCUAGGUUAAUUUUCCAAGUUUCUCCUUCAACCUUCUCUCUCUUGUGUUCCAUUCCCUUGUAACCCACCAUAUAAUGCAAUGUACAUAAGAAAGUUAAACAUGUCAAUUUAAUUUUUAUUAAUUAGCUAUACAUAGAUAUACAGAAUGUAAUUCAAACAGGGAUAUCCUCGGUUUUACACUUUAGUUAACUAAGUAAACUUGAUAAUUUAAAACCGUUGAUUAUAUGUUUUUGAUAUGACAUGUUAUUAGAUUAUAUAUAA